GAGACCGUGUGAGUGCGCAGAGCAGCGCGAGGCGCACCCGAGAAGAAAACCUGUGUUACUGACUGAGGAAGAGGAAAAGAGGAGCGUGCGCUUUGGAGAAGUGCUACACACCUGACUGUGACUACUCCACACACCCCCACAUCCCACCGUCUUGUGGGACCAUGUGGGUUCUGGAUAAAAUCCGCGGCUCGGUGGAGACUGGCGUUCUGAGACAAGGAGAGAACGGAGACAAGAAGGGCGUCACUCCAUCCUACAGCAACGUCCUCACUCCUGACAAGAUCCCAGACUUUUUCAUUCCCCCAAAGCUGGUUAGCACCCCCCCAGAACCUGAGAUCCCAACCUUAAAGCCCAAAGAAGGAUUGCAACCCUCAACUUCAGAGCAAACAAUCAGCAGUGGGAGGAAGAUCAGCAGCCCAAGAAGUCCACGCCUGGUCGCCAAGAUCGCGGGAGACACCAAGAACUUGCUGAAAGCAGCAAACCGUCACAUCAUUCAGAUAGAAAGUGCAGACGAUGUUGUGACUGGAGACACCAAUGCAGACCCCCAGUCACAGACAGCAAUGUCCUUGCCUUAUGUCCCUAAGACUCACACCCCUUAUGGCUUUGUAACUUUAAAGGAGAGCCCCCACACCCGGCGUAAAGAGUCGCUGUUCCACUGUGAGCACACCAGUCCCAUCACUUCGCCAAACACUCAGAGAAAGACCCCGGGGAGAGGAAGUGAAGGGGGGAAUCACCUAAAUCCAGCAGACUUUAACACCUCUCACAUGAAUCCUUAUCGAUACUUCAGUGGUGGAGAGAGCGACACCUGCUCCUCAGCUGAGUCCUCUCCCUUCAGCUCCCCGUUGCUCUCCCGCUCAGCCUCCCUGCUCAAGAUCUUCACUCACGAGACGCAGGCCAAAGUGGUGAAAGCCAAGCGGACAUUUGCUCGCCACAGCUCGCUCUCAACCGAUGAGUGCAGCUCAGCCGAGCCAAGCCCCAAUGUCCAGAGACGGCUCCACAUACCCUCCUUGCACAGUGGUGGCGCAGUGUCAGACAAUAAAAUCCAUCGAGAGCACACUAUCAGCCUGCACAAAGGUGGGAUGCUGAGAAUCAGCGCCAACUAUGAUUCUAGCACCUCCCGUCUACUCAUCCGCAUCCUGGCAGCAGAGAGUCUUUACGACAAGCACGUUGACAUCAAGAGCAUCAACUGCUGCGUGUCCGUCUAUCUGACACCGGGGAAACUUCAGAAGCAAAGGAGCAACAUUAUCAAGAACAGCCGCAACCCGGUCUUCAACGAGGACUUCUUCUUUGACUCGAUUAGUUCGGUGCAGGUGAAAAGCUUGUCCAUGAAGUUCAAGGUGGUCAACAAAGGCACCAGCUUGAAGAGGGACACACUGCUGGGACAGAGAGAGGUGCUGCUGACAAAGCUACUCUCUGGAGUUUAAGUCCACAGGACCUCAAGUUCAAAUACAACUAAAAGGGGGACACUGAAGUUUGAUGUUUGCAUUGUUUUUUAUAGACGCAGCUGUUUUUGUUCCAGUAGAUAACGGAAAAAUAACUUCUAGAGGAUCUCAAGUUCAGAAAAUAAAACGUCUCAGAAGAUGAAUCUGUUGAAAUUCAUGGACAGAUGAAGGACUCAUAGAGGCUGAGGCUUGCCAGGCUCAUUCCCCAUGCAAUGAAAUCUCAUUAAACCAAGCUGGGCAGCCACACAUUAAUUCCACAGAUAAAAGGGUUCGAUUUUUUCUGGACAUAUCUCGCUGCCAGCUUCCUCAGUCAGCUCCUGUUCAAAGAUUGGAGACACCUGUGCAUCGACCUGUCUCCUCCACGUCCUUGCCUGCACUCCGCCAUGUGUGGCAUGGUUUUAUUAUUAAAAUGUGACAUGAAUCCACAGCAGCAGAGAUGUGAUUCUACAUCAGCUUAACCAUGUGUGCAGCACAAAGAUGCUUUUGUGAGACAGUGGGGCUUUGAAGUGGCACUACGUCCUGAUGUGCAAAUUACCCUUUGAUCUUAGUUGCCAUGGCCCGCCUACUACAGGAGAGCAACAGAUUGCCACAAUGGCCACAUUCACAUGCAGAUCAAAAAUAGAAAUAGAACGAGAUUAGUUAUGCAAGUGGGACAAAGUCCUGUGAUUGUAUAAUCUGAAUAUAUUAGUUUUAUUUUGUUCUUACUGACAGAAACUGAAACCCUUGUGAUGUAUAUGUGCUGCAAAAACUUCAAAGUUUAAGUAAAAUUUGAAUCCCAUUUAAGUUAUGAUAAGUUAAAGGUGCCGUAUGGAGUUACAUUCAGUGUUUCUUACCAAAGUGCAUUGAGUGAGCCGAAAAAAAACCCAGAUCAACCCCAAAAAAGCCUUGAGUUCUUCCAAGAGCCACUUUAGGAAAAAAGUUUGAGUUUGUUUUGAUUAAGUAAAGUUUAUUUUUUAAUAUUCUAAUGCUGAUUUUAUUUCACAAUCAAACAUCUUUAAACAAGUUGAAAUCUUUUGGCAACAGGGUUAAAUAUUCUUCUAAAUAUAGAAGUAUUUUCUUAAUGUUUCAUCUAUCUAUAAAAUUAUAGUCCAGGUCUUACAUAAGUGUGAGGUAACUUUAUUUUUAUAAAGUGCACCACAUUAAACCUGACUCGUUGACUUAAAGAAAAAGCUGCAAAGAAGAAUGUUUUUCACUAUAUGAGAGAAUUCCUGUUGAUUUAACAUGUUCUUUAUUCCUGCUUGGUUAAUGACAUCAUGAAUCAUCAUGCAUGCAGCCUCAUAAGGGACCUGUGUGGACGUUUCAGCUGCAGUCUGUCACGCAUGUUUCACCCAGUGUGGGCACCUAGAUUAAAUCUUGUGCAACCAGGCAACAGGCAUUUGCCAAAAUAGGUACAUCAACAUCCUCCCUCUGCAUUCAGAGAUGCAAUGUAACCUCAGUGUUAUUUCUGCAGAUUCUCCAGAACAAAGAACACAGAAGCAUUGACAAUUAUAUUUGUUUUCAGAACAAUAUUUAAUAAUAACAAGAUGCUUCACUCAAAAUCAUUUCGUGAUCAUUAAUUUUUAAAAAUAGCACCUGAAAUGAUGGACUUUAACAAAUGGUAUUUAUGGAAGGGGCAGUGUCAAAGUGCCACAUAGUUAAUUUGUUUAUUCCAAAUGCAGUGAGACAUGAUACAAGGUAGUUAAAAAAGUCAAACUUAAACAUAUUCAUGGAAACAGAAUAAAACAGUCAAUUUAUGCAGCCAGUAUAGGCAGUGGACAAAUACAGUGCUUGUGUGCAUGUAAAUGUAUUAAAUGUUUUCUAUAGACGAGCAGAGCACUGGUGUCACAGUGCAGAGUACCAGCUGUAUGGCAUUGAUAUGUCGACUGGUGUUUGCAUGACACACUCAAAGUUUUAUGAAACCCUAAAGCCUUACUAUAUUUGUACAUAUGUGUGUAUGCAUGUGUGUGACAGAGAAUUGGUCUUAAUAAGCAUGAUACUUUGUCUAAAGUUGUUGAUUUUCUAUGUACAUUUCAUAUUUUGUAAAAUGCCACUGAAUCCUUUGACAUGACUUUAAACAUGUGUUGACUUUAUACUGUAUAUAAUUACAUGUUCUAGUUUCUACACCUGUCGGGGAAACACUCAUUAUGCAGCCAUGUGUGAGAGGUGUGAUGAGAGGCGUGUUAAUUUUAUUAGUUCCAACCUUAACGAAGCCCUGGGGGAAGGAGCAGAAAUGUCAGGAAGGAAAUGAGGAAAUAAGGCAACCAGGAAAGCUAUUUUAUGUGUUUUGACAGCCCUCUGCCGUUUUGCUGUUCUCUGGCGCCGUUUUGAGGAAUUACAAAAAAAUUGCAUGUGACUGCAGCUUCAAGUGCUCAGCAGAGGGAAGCGACAACAAACAGGAGAGCAGUCAAAGUUGUCAGACUGAUGGAGAUUACUGAAGUGUCUCACACUUUGCCUAAAAGCUUCACUUGAACUCUGAGAGAAUUUCUCUCACCUGGCGUUUGUAGCUCACCUGUAGCACUGCUAUUAAUAUGCUCUCUAUACUCUAUAUUCAGUGACCCUGCUGGUUGUUUUUGAGUGAAACUAAGUGAUCUGUUGUAAAACCUGUUGCAGACAUAGUUUGCAGUGCCUGCUUGUAGACUUACGGUAUUUUUUACACAGACCUGUUGUUAACCUUUUCUAAGGUUGCUUCUCGCAUGACUUACAGUAUACACUUCAGUAUUGUCAGUGCUAAAUUUCAGUGGAUCCUUACUGUUUCUUGUUUGGUUACCCGGUGCUCUGAUUGUAAAAGAUGAUUUCAGACGACACAAUGUCUAUAAUGAUGCCAGAAACCUGGAGGUGUGUUCUGCAAAUUGUCAGACUAAUUGUCUUAGCUUUUAUAAUCAACUGUUCUGAUUGUCUUCAUGAAACUUUUCAUUUAAAAAUAAAAAGCAAGGGGAAAAAAUGAUCAUUUAUCUGACUACUUCUGCCUGGUCAGGCUGUGCUGCUCUUAGUUACAGGUGCACCACCAGGGAUUUUAGGCCCACUGAAAAAUAUUAUCACAUUUGGCCCCCGCCUUUUCUUUGACAUUCUUUAUCUGACACAAUCUUACCAAAUUUUACCAAAAAUAUAUCAUAACAAACCAAUUAUUUUAACCAUUAGUUUCUCUCUGCGUCUUAAGGGGUUUUUAAGCCGAGCAGGACAACUACCAUGUUUCUAACAUUCAGUGAUGAAUAUUGUGUCUAGAGGAAAUAAAACCUACAC
Molecule: messenger RNA, 4658 nt
Organism: Notolabrus celidotus (New Zealand spotty)
Lineage: Eukaryota; Metazoa; Chordata; Actinopteri; Labriformes; Labridae
Product: C2 calcium-dependent domain-containing protein 4C
Exons: 2
Coding region: 162-1421 (419 amino acids)
Source: RefSeq, a predicted model, not a curated record